GCCCGGAGUGCAAGCGACCGGAUCGGCGACCCACAACAAACCCCGAGACCCAAGGAUGCCCCUCAAGGAUUAUUUCGGGGACGUGGUGGGCCUGGGCAUCAGCGCCGGGCUUGCCUACUCGUUCUACACCUUCGCCAAGGCUGGGAGGGAGAUGGUGCAAAAUCUGAAGAAUGUCCCAGAGCUGGAAAUCAAUGCAAAUCUCGUCUCCAAGCUGUCGGAGAGUGGAGGGGGAGUGUUGGCGUGCGUGCGGGGAGUGGUGAAGGCAUCAGACAUUGCCAUUAGGUGUGUCGCACGGCCAGAGGUUGCUGGUGUCAUCUGGCGCCACACGAUUCAAGAACAUCUUGUGGCACAAGUGAUGGGGUUCUGGAUGAAUGACAAGAGGACAGUGGACUCCUCGACAAGCAGCGUUCCCUUCAUGCUAAUGGACAAGGGCAUUGGGGUCCAAAUUUCAGAUCCAGCAAAACUAGAGGAUGUUGACUUGAUACUAGUUAGUGACAAAUUUGGUGUCGCUAACAACUCCCUUGCAGACCACCUCUGGGGUUGGAUGAAAGGCAUUCGAUCUACUGGGACACAACAAACAGAGGAAAUGUUAGUUGAGGGCACUCAGGCCAUGGGCAUUGGACAGCUUACCCUCAAGAAUGAAGCCUUAUACCUCGACCACUCGCCUUUGGUCCCAUACAUGGUCACGACCCGAAGUAAACAGGCAAUUGUGGAGGAACUUGAUGGACCAGUACCCUAUUUGCGAGUACUCAGUGUGAUUACUGCUUGUGGAGUUGCCUUCUAUAGCUACCGCAUCCUGAAGCGCUGGUACCGCAGCUGGCGUAAAGACAUCCGCCGGCGUGAAGAGCAACGUGUCCUGGACGAGGCCCGGGCGAGGCGUGAGGCCCAGGGCAAUGACCUCCCCGAGAGCCUCAUGUGUGUUGUCUGCUGUGGGCUCCGCGACGUCUUGUUGGUGCCUUGCCGCCAUGUGUGUGUUUGUAGUGAAUGUGCACUGAAGCUUAACCCCAGAGUGUGCCCUGUCUGCCGGACAGAAAUCGAACGGAUCCAGCCUGUCUUCUACUCGUGAUUGAGUCUUCCGUUAGUCAGUCCUGGGCCCAAAUGUGUGCUAUCAAUUCUGUGAUAUGUGCUCAAGAUUUUUUUGCGCUCCCUUUUUGACUAAUGUAUGUAAGAACUGUUGUAAUCAUGGAUGUUGUACAGUUGUAUAUAUUAAAAACCCA
Molecule: messenger RNA, 1217 nt
Organism: Penaeus monodon (black tiger shrimp)
Lineage: Eukaryota; Metazoa; Arthropoda; Malacostraca; Decapoda; Penaeidae
Product: mitochondrial E3 ubiquitin protein ligase 1-like
Exons: 7
Coding region: 56-1066 (336 amino acids)
Biological process (GO): organelle organization; protein ubiquitination
Molecular function (GO): ubiquitin-protein transferase activity
Source: RefSeq, a predicted model, not a curated record